AUAGUUAGCGACACGUCAACGUGUCGCCGUCACCUUGCAUUUCGCCAUGUGGAUGCUUACCGCAAGUGGUGCAAGGCCAAUGAAUUCGCGUCAAUGCUACCUCAAGAUAUCAAGGAGCACAAGACUGCUGCCGCUAUCGCAAAUGCGCAGCAAACCAGUCUUGACAGCCACCUCAAAGAGAUUCCCCCUCACAAGGCUGUUGUACCUUACACUGACGCACUAUUUCACGAUGCUGCCAUUGAGUGGCUAAUAUCUACCAGUCAGCCUAUACAAGCUGUAGACCACCCGAGCUUCAAGAACAUGAUUGAUGUAGCUGCUCGUGCUACAAAUGGUGUUAUUUUACCGAAUCGCAAUGCUACACGCUGCGAAAUUAUGAAUUUAUUCAAGAAGCAGAUGUCGAAAUUAAAAGAAUGCCUCAAUGUAAGCUUCGCUUUUGAUAUCUUUAGUUAA
Suillus discolor is the source of this 450-nucleotide messenger RNA. RefSeq lists its product as uncharacterized. The record is from RefSeq and is a predicted model, not a curated record. Lineage: Eukaryota; Fungi; Basidiomycota; Agaricomycetes; Boletales; Suillaceae. The transcript has 3 exons. The annotation marks the transcript as partial.